CCAAGAAAAAGAAUUAUUUUUAGUUUGGCUAUUUUUGCAUUAUCAGCAUCAGCUUUGUAUUUUGAUAAUUUAGAUCCAAAAAACAACCCAUUCUCAAUGGAUCGUAAAGAUAUAGUUUAUAAAACAAUAGAUUACACCAAACCAAAGGGUCAAGGUAGGGUUACUAUUGUUCAAAAUGGUGUUGUUGUCAAAGAAGAAUAA
Messenger RNA from Dictyostelium purpureum, 201 nucleotides. RefSeq lists its product as uncharacterized. Lineage: Eukaryota; Evosea; Eumycetozoa; Dictyosteliales; Dictyosteliaceae. The record is from RefSeq and is a predicted model, not a curated record. The transcript has a single exon. The annotation marks the transcript as partial.